GAAGGGAUCGGUCACCAUCACACGAGUGAGCGCCGGAGCAGGGGCCGUGGUUACGGGCGCCGCCGUUCGCUCAUGUCGUCGAAGAGGACGGUGCUGAGGGUGGACACCUCCUGCGGCAAAUGCAAGCGCAAGGUCCUGCUCGCCGUCUCCAGCCUCCAAGGUGUGGACAAGAUCGAGAUCGACUCGGAGAAAGGCACGAUGACGGUGACCGGCGGCGUGGACCCGGUGGACGUGGUGGAGGCCACGAGGAGGAAGGCCUGCAAGCGUGCUGAUAUCGUCACCAUCGGUUCAGCGGCGACGGUGCCGCCCAGCUCCAAGCCGGAGGAGAAGAAGAAGCCCGAGCAGAAACCGCAGCAGCAGCAGUGGGAGGAGAAGACGUACAUGGUGGCCGCGGCGGCGGCCGAGAGGAGGGCGCCUGAGCCGCCGAUGACGCUGUACGUGCACCACGUCCCGCCGCCGCACUCGUGGCACCCCGCGUACGAUCAGCACGGCGCCGUCAUGGGAUACCAGCAGGACCCCUGCUCCAUCAUGUAGCUAGUUAAUUAAUCGUUUGUUCGUGCCAUAUUUAUUUCUUAGUAGGAGUACUAGUAGUUGAUUACUGAUAUACUACUACUAGGUAAUUCGACCCCGGAUCCUCGCGUGAGCUAGCAUUCCACGGUUCUUUUCCCUCGGGAAAAUUACUUGACCUUUUUGAAUAAUCCACCCACUUUUACGAA
Lolium perenne is the source of this 716-nucleotide messenger RNA. RefSeq lists its product as uncharacterized. The record is from RefSeq and is a predicted model, not a curated record. Lineage: Eukaryota; Viridiplantae; Streptophyta; Magnoliopsida; Poales; Poaceae. Gene Ontology annotation, molecular function: metal ion binding.